AUGCUGGAAAAACAAUUAUCUGUUUUGUUAGCAACGUACCUUAGCCGAUUUAUUUGUGAUCUCAAUGAGGAACAACUUCGUAUUUCUCUUUGGUCUGGUGAUUUAGUCCUGCGGGACCUAGAACUACGUACCAACAUCCUUGAUCAAAUUGCCCUUUCACUUUUUCAAGGAAAACAUGGAAGUGAGAGUUUUAAAAAAGAUGAGAAUAUUGAUGUUGCAGAGGCAGCUGCCCAAUCUCUUUUAUUACCCUUUACAGUUGUAAAAGGAGUAGUGAAGGAGUUAGUGAUUAGUGUGCCAUGGUCCGCAUUAGAUCGAGAACCGAUAAGUGUGGAGGUUCGUGGAGUGGAGAUUGUGUUUGGUCUUCUGCGUGGAAGACCGUAUAAUGCGGAGGAGGAUGCGGCCCGAGUGUCUGUUGUUAAACAGAAACAAUUGCAAAUGUUUGAAAGUGAAAGACGUCUUUAUGGUCGUGGACAAGGUGAACAGGUAAUGAGUAUUUUUCAUACAUCUUCGUCAGAAGGAAAUACACGAACUAGUCGUUCAUAUGUUGAUAAAAUUACUGAAACUAUUACACGAAAUAUUCACAUUGUACUUCGUGAUGUUUCUGUAAAGUAUGUUUUUGAUUAUCAAGGUCUUGCACCUUGUUUAGCUUGUGCCUUAGUUGUGACUCUAGAUGAUGUUUACAUCACAACAACAGAUGAAGAAUGGGAAGAUCGAUUUAUUAUGGAUUUAUCUAUGCCAUAUUGUAAAAAGGCAAUUGUGAGAAGUCUUAGGGUAUCUCUUCAUGCUAUGAAAGAAGAGAAUAAAGAAAAUUUAUCUGGUAUUAGUAAUACUAUACCAAAAUGGCGAGAAGAAUUAAAUAUUAUUGAAAUGGAUGAUAUUACGGUACGUAUUCGUCUUUCUGAUGGUGAGGGAGCUUCUGUUGCUGUUAGUAGUGAUAAUAAUUAUUCUAGUAAUAGUAAUAAUAAUAAUAAUGAUACUAGUACAGGGAAUGCUAUGAUAAUAAAUGUGACAACUCCAAAUCCUGUAAAACUUCGAUUCUCCUUUGGGGCUAUAGGAACGAUAGCGGUUUUAAAUGAUUCUUUACAAGGUGGUUUAAUGGGUGUAAACUACAGACAACAUCUUCAUUUACUUAACGAUAAUACAGAAAAUGUAUCGGUAACACCAAGACGUGCUCAACGUUAUUGGAAUUUUGCUAUUCGAUGUGUUCUAGAUGAUAUUAGACGUUCAAAGAAUAAAUUAAAAGGACAUCAUCAUCAUCAUAAGCAUCAUCAUAACUUUAUGGAUAGUGUUGUACAUUUCGGUAAACGUCGACGAGAGUAUUGCGCUCUCUGGAAAAGAGCACAGAAGGUUUCAUGGCUUCCACCACUCUUACCAGAAGAAACGACAACAUUGGCUUCACUUGAAGAUAUAUUAACAUUAGAACAAAUUGUAUUUCUACGGUGUUUGGCAUAUGCAGAACUUAGUAAAGAGAAACAAUCCAUGACUCAACAGAAAAUAUAUAUUGCUGAUGCUAUUAGGCGAAAGAAACCUUCUACAUCUACUUCUACUUCUAGUAGUACUAAUAGUAAUAAUCAAACAACAAGUACGAGACGUUGGUGGUGGUUUGGUUGGCGAUCUGCUGCGCCUAUGGAUAUAGUGGAAGAAACACUUCAGAGUUCAGAAACGGAAAUGGGUUGGAUGGCAGCGGAAUGGUCAUUUGGUUAUCAAUUUCUUCAAUAUAUCGCUAUUCGUCCAGUGGGACCUUCUUCUAUUUCAACAACAACAACAACAACUGUGUCAUCAUCAUCUUCAUCUUCAUCUUCAAAGCCUAUUAGUGUUCGAGUAUUUAUUCCAGGUGUAGAAGUGGAUUUUUACCCGCAAAUUUGGUUGAAUGAUGUACGGGAAAGGAAACCAAUUUUAUCUUAUCUUGAAAAUCUAAAACAACAUAUUCAUGCCUCCUUUAGUAGUGUUGAAUGUGUAUAUAUAAAAAAUACCAAACCAAGAGAUGAUAGAGUUGGAUUCUCUUUAAAUAUCAAAAGAGCUAAUGUAAAUUUUACUGGAAACUUAUCUUCACCAUUGUUGGAAUCACAAGAAAUACCAGAAGAACAGAAUGGUGAAGAAGAUAUGAUAUCUCAACCACUUUUAUGUGAACAGUGGCUCUCUAUUAGUGUGAAUGAAACUUAUUCCAUGAUAAGUGCUGCUAUUGCAACUACCCGAAUUACACUUCAACCACUAUGUGAGAUGCGAUGGUGGAUAGAUGGAAUGCAAAGUAUGUUAACAGCAUUACCUUUAUAUACAAAAAAAAUUCCUGUUUUUGUAUAUGAAUCUACUCCACAAUCAUCAUCAUCAUCAUCAUCAUCUCCUUCCACAUUGUGUUCUUUAUCUGUAGAUGUAAAUAUUGCUGGAAUUAUUUUUGCUAUACCUGUACCUGUAUCAAGUAGAACUGUGGAACCAAAUGAAAUCCUAUUUCAUAUACCUGAAAUACAUAUAGGAACUUUAGAGGAAAGAAGAGAAAGAAGAGGAAUGGAGUCGGAGUCAUCAUUAUCCUCUGCAGUGAAGUGGCAUUUAUCUGCAGGUAUACAAAAUCCAAUUCGUCUUUGCUGUAAUGGAGUUACUAAUGUUAUUUCCUUCUCAUCUCUAGAAAUGGAUAUAUUAGUGGGUGAUCGACUCUCUGCAUUUGUACGUUGUCAAGUGGAAAUAACCAUAAACCCAUUUGUUUUUAGUCUAAUAAAUUAUUACUAUGAGAGUUUAAUAAUAGCAUCUGAAGAUGUAACUAAGUCUCUUAUUCAAAUUAUUAAAGAGAAUGAUGGAAAAUGGCAUUUGGAAUCUCAUGACGCUCUUUCUGUUGGAAACACGUUAGUAACAUUUCCAGCAGAACGAUGUCGUAGUUAUCUCUAUCUUUUAUAUCAAAUGGCAUUGAUUAAAGAAGCACUCUGCAGUGAAACUUCUAAACCUGUAGUCAAGAAUAAUAAUAAUAAUAAUAAUAAUAAUAAUAAUAAUAAUCAAUUAACAGAACAUUCAUAUUUACAACGAUUAGUAGUGAAAAUUGAUUUUUUACAUGCAACUAUUCAAAAUACAUCUCAAGAAGAUCUUGUUGAAAUUGAGUUGCCAGGAAAAACAAUGACAAAUUAUGAAAAUACACAAAUACCGUUAUCAUUACAACAAGAACAACAACAACAACAACAGCAGGGUUCUCUCUCUAAUGAUGCAUUAACUUUGGAAUUGGUAUCUCUUGAUGUUGGUGGUUAUGGAUAUAUGUUGCAAAUGCCGGAUAUGAAUGUUACUACACCUUCAGGUCAACAUGUUUUUAUGCUGGAGUCUUUAACAGUUACACGUGGAGGAUCUUCUGCAGCUAAUUUAAUUGGUAUUGGUCAAGUACAAAUAGUGCUUUCUUCUACUUUAGUGGAUAGUCUUGAAGUUGUGUUAACUCUAUUCUCAUCUUUACAUCCACCACCAUCAUCAUCAUCUUCAUUAUUAUUAAAUUCUCAUUUGCGCAUUGAGCAUAGUGCCAAUAAUGAAGUUGUUGGUAUGGAUAGUGCAUUCCAUCCAUCUACUAGUGAAGAAGCUGCUACUAGCGUUAAUAGUAAUAAUAAUAAUAAUAAUAAUAAUAAUAAUAAUAAUGAGGGUACGAAUACAAAUAAAGGUCUAGAGGCAUCAUUGAGAAAAAUGAGUAUUCGUCUUCUUUUGGAUCAAUCGGAUGAUAGUUUUGUUAUGCUUGCUGAACAUGUUUUUAUUAAAAUGGAUAACACUUCAAACGGUCAUUCUAUCCGUAUACAAGGAAUCAUUGAUAAUAUUCUCUAUAAUGUGGAAGAGAGAGAUGUUGUGAAGAACUUUUUACUCUUCACAUCGAGUUCUGGUUUAUUAGGGGAUAUGAAACCCUUUACUUUUAAUUGUACUCUAGAGAAUACACAGACUACUUCACAAGGGAGUUCUCAGAAUAUAAUAUUAUUUCAAACUACAGGGGGUAGAAUGAAUUUAUUUUUGGCCUAUUGGUUGCAAUUUACUUCUCUACAUACAGAACCCACAGUAGUGCGACUAUUAAAACUUUUAAAUUCAGAGAAUGAGAAGGAAAAAGAAAAAGAAGAACAUUCUAUAAUAGUUGAGGGAAAUAAUGAGAUGAGUUCAAGCCUUAUGAUGAGUGGAGAGAUAUGUGGAUUAGAAGUACUUUUAGCUACAGAUGCGAAUCAAGAAAUUGAUAUAAAUGAAAGUGAAACAUUUCUUCACUUUUAUAGUGAGAUGAUUAAAGUGGCAAUUAAAGUUUCAUCAGAUGUAUCGAAUAAAAGUGAAGGAUCGCCUUUUUCUACAGAAUUGAAAUUUCACAAUAUCUUUCAUAUUGCCCCAAAUGAUAGUAAUCAUACCUUAUAUCCAUUUAUGCCUUAUGCAUCCUUAUUGGCAGAAAACUAUACCUUACUUGUACCAAAUGAGGAUAAUAGUGGUUAUCAGUAUGUAAAGAGUAAGAGUCAUGAUAUGGCCGUUCAUUUUAAUAUUUCCUCUUCAUCUCCGAAUAGUAAUAAUAAUGAUAAUAAUAAUAAUAAUAAUAAUAAUAUCAUUCAUUCUUUUAUGGGUAAUGAGGAUAUACCAACAGAUGCUGCUAUUAAUAUGAAACUUACUAUGAAUGUGGUACAUUCACUUCUUCAAGCACUCUUUCUAAAUAUAUCGUAUACGAAUACACCAUUAAAAGAUACCAGUUGUGUGGAAUCUACAUCAUUGAAAAGUUCCUCUACAAUGUCUAUGCUUAUUACAGUUUCUUCAGCUCGUUUUGUAUUUAUUAAUGAACAGGAUGUAUUUGUAGCACGUGCCCAAUUACAAGUAUAUUCCUUUCAAAACAAUGGUGAAAAGAUAUCGAGAAAAGUAAUGCAUUUAAAGGGAAUUACUAUUGAUGAUAUUAGUCCAACACGUCGUAUGAUAGAAUGUGGUAUACCACGAUGGGAACAAAUAACUCCCACACGAGGAGAAUUUCAACAAGAGAAAAAAAGAUUAUUAGAAGUGGAAAGUGGUGGUUUAUUUUUAUUGGAAUCACCAUUGAAUGCAAAUAAUUCUACUGAAAUUACUACUACUACUACUACUACUACUACUACUACUACUACUACUAUGAUGACUACAAAUGAUUUUGUUUUGGAUGAUGUGAAAUUAUAUCCUAUUCAUUCUUCUUGGGUGGCAUUCCUGAACAUUCUGAUGAAUGGUGAUCCCGCUUCUUUUUUGGAUGAAUUCAAUCAUAAUAAGAUCAGGAGCUGUAGGAAUAGUCAUUAUAAUGAUAAUAUGGAUAAUAAUAAUAAUAAUAAUAAUAAUAAUAAUAAUAAUAAUAAUAAUAAAGUGAGUACAAGUAAUAAGAAGAUUGAUAAAGAGAAUAAGACAGUAUCAUUAACUCAAUCUUCUAUGAUUGUAACACUUCGUAAUGUUCAUAUUUACUUUGAAGAAGCAUGGGAAGAGCCUUUAGCUAUUCUCUCUAUUCAUUCCAUGUCAUUUAUUCAACAACAGAACUGUGGGGAAAAGAAAUUGGAGCUUUUAGUAGAUAAACCUAUAUCUCUUAUACCGUGUUUUGGAGAUUUACCGCAGGAAUCUAUUUUACACUGGGAACCCACAAUAAAUGAGACAAAACCAAUAUAUCUUCAUAUUACGCUUACGCAAAAAGAAGGAGAUGAUGAAAGUAAAGAAAUAAAAUAUCAAUUUGGAACACAAUAUGAAAGUAAACCAAAAGUUUCUUAUUCCAAUCAUGUGGAAAUGGAACUACACUCUAUGAAAUUAUAUCUUCAUAUGGAUUAUCUCACACGUUUAUCACAAUUUAUGUUAGCUGAAGCUAAUGCAUAUACUACUUUGUUCUCAUCAUCAUCAUCAUCUUCUUCCUCGGCCAGUGAAAUUCUAAUACCUAAUACAUCUGUAUCCUCUAUACAUGUGAUACUUCGAGAUGUAGAAAUGAUUCUUCCAUAUAUUGGAGUUUCUGAAUCCUCUAGUUGGGGUUUUACUGUAAAUACUGUAGAGAUAAAGAAUGAGUGUGUGGAUACACUUGUGAGUAGUACCUCAUCUGCUGGAAUAGAUUCCAUGUAUUGUUUCUCUAAUGUUUAUACCAUACAUGUGAUUGGGGCUAUUAUUGCAUGUGAACCAUUAUUUCCAUUGGCAUUACCAAAUACCAUUCUACGUGCAGAAAUACCUAUACCAGGAACUAUCUAUACAGAAUGGUGUUCAAGUGUUUCUGUUAUGCCAGAUGAUCGUGCAUAUGUACAAUCUAGAUAUAGUUUUCUAACACCUGCCGCAUUACCUGUGUUUACUUCUUCACUUCUUUCAAAAUGUAUUCAUAUACAAACAGAAGAAGAAACUUGUUUUUCUGUAUCUGCAUUACAUGUACGGGAUGCACUUCGGGCUAUUCCAUUCGCCAUUCCUUCUAAAGAUAUACCACUUUAUUAUGCCCCAUUUCCUGAAGUUAAACAACAAGAUGAAAGAGGAGGAGAAAGGAGUUUCUGUACAAAAUCUGUAGUGAAAGUAGAUCUUCCACGUCUCGCAUUUCGUUUAGUAGAGAGUGGUUAUAUGUUAACGGGUAAUAAAGGUAUCAUUGGUAAUACCCUUGCAGAGAUUCGAUUUCUUGGCGUUAUCACACUUGUUGCCUCUUUUGAUGAACGAGAAGAAAUUCAAAUGCGAGCACAUUUGGUAGUGAAGGGAGAAUUUGAAUUACUUGACGGUAAAGGUACUGUUGUUCUCUUUAGACGUGAUGAAGUAACAACAAGAACAGGAAGAACAACAGGGAAAAACAGAAGAAGAUCUAUAAUGGAAGGAAGAGAAAGUAAACCUUAUGUACAUGCUCCAUCUGAUGUAGGAUUACAAAUUGAAUUAGUGGAUACUUUAAAAGAGCGUAAAAUACGAGUGGAAUCUCAUGGAAUUACUCUAUCACUUCAUCCACAAACUGUAGAUUUUGUUUUGCGAAUACAUAACUUUAUUGGUUUAUUAUAUCGUGAAGGAAUUCUUACCAGAAGUUCAAGUCCUUUAAUGAAGAGUGAAGAAAGUAUGGAGAUGGUAUUACAACAACAGCAACAACAACAUGAUGUAUCUGAACAAGAAAAACAUACUACCUUAAGUAUUCGUAUAGGUUUAUUUGCAUUUAUGUUAGAACAUAUCGCUAUUCUAGAAGCACGAGGUAUGGAAGCUCGUCUAAGUUGGGAUGAUGUUGUUAAGAAGAGUCAUAGUGAGACGAUUCCAUAUAAUUUUAUUGUGGAUAGUAUUUCCCUUCAACAAGUGGAUACACAAGAUGAGUUUGUUUUUCUUUCGGAUUUAGAUGUUACAUUUGAUGUUGGACAAGUAAACAUUCGAUCUAAACAAUUUAUUGUAAAUAAUUAUGAUAUGUGUUUCUAUAGGGAUUUAUUAGAAACAGGAGAGGCAUUAUAUAACUACAUUACACAUCAUUUUACCUAUUCCAAAAAGAAUGAAGAUGGAUUUAAACAAUCUGUGAUAAUAACACUUAUGGAUUUUCGAAUAUGUUUUUUCCAAUCAUCUUCAGUAUCAGUUGGAGUGAGUGUGGAGGUUGUAUUUCCUGUUGUGGUGGUUAAACAAAUAGGGAGUACAACUGGGAAAAGUUUAUCUUUUGAAACGGAAAAGGGAUUUAUUCGUUGUCGACGUCCACAAGGUUUACUUCCUCCAUUUGUAAAUAAUAUUUGUUUUGCAUAUAUUUUAGAGGAAAAUCUUGUAGCGCGAACCCGUGAAGUUGUUAUUCGCCUUGGAUCUCUAGAAGCUUUUAUGCCGCUUGGAGAUAUUCUGCAGUGUUGUGUAGAGGCAGUUGCUCAGGCCAUAUUACCCGUACUCGGAUACUCCCUCACAGAAUUAAAUAAUGAUAAUACUAAUAAUAAUACUAAUACUAUACCAUUAACAACACUUCGAAUUAGUGAUAAGAUGGUAUUUAGUGUACCAUUACUUUCAUUAAAUGUUUGUGCUGCGCAAUCAGAUGAGGAGGCGUUAGUUAAAAAUCCUACAAUUUUAUUUGGUGUGAGUUUCUGUAAUGUAUCCUUUGAACAAAGUCGUAAUGGUGUAAAUGAAAAAACGCUUGCUCGGGUUUCUACUAUUACGAGUACAGUGGAUCCUUCUAUUCAAAAAGAAUUUCUCUCUUCAUAUCCUCCAUCUGGGGCUAUGGAUGAACCUUCUAUGUGGGCUUUAUAUUUCUGUAAAGAAGUAUUAUCUACGAGUGUAGAUUCUGAAUUCUCUUCUUCUAAUAUUUCUGAAGAAGGUGUGGGAACACUUGAACAAUUACCAACAAGAUUAGUAAAUGUAGUGGCUCGAGCCCAUGCAGUGAAAUUAACAGUUUCACCACAAUUAUUACGUACAUUAAAUGAACAUGUAUUGAUGUAUGUAGCUUCAGGUGUAAAUAAAACUCGAACAAGUACUAAUAAUACUAAUACUUCUUCUUCUUGGAUGGCAUCUCGUCAUUUACGUGAGAUUACACCUAUUCGUAGUUAUAAUUCUUCUUUUGUAGAUACACAUGAUAGACUUAUUACCAUUACAUCUGAUUUAUGUCUUCAUACAGAUCUUACAUUAGGUGGACGUCGGGGUUCACGUUUACAUUUUGCAAAAAGUACUAUUGAGAGUAUAAAUCCAAUAAAUAAGAUUACAUUAAAAGGAGUAAAUGAUGCUAAAGUAUUUCUUUCAUUUUUAUCAAAUACAGAUGGAACGUUAUCACCACCUAUUAUAGUAGAUUCUGGUUUAACUGUUGUAUGUGAAGGAGUUCCUUUUAUAGUAGAUUCUGGUAAAAUUCUGGAUUAUGUAAUCUUGGGUGAACGUUCUCUUUUCAUUGCCCCUUUAACAGAGUCUGAUAUUAGAAUAACAUCUCAUCAUACUCCUUUAGUGCCUGUACAUAAUUCAAAGGAAUUCCCUAUACGAACAGCACGUUGGUAUAAUCUUAAAGUGAGUAUAGAUGUGAAUACAGAUAUAUCUUUACGAUUAUGGACAAAACAUCAAACCAUUGCUGUCUCUGGUGAGGCAUAUGCACGAUAUAAAAUUGAAAAAAAUUGUUUUGAAGGUGGUAAAGGUGUACGAGACUUUAUUGAUGAAUGUGGAGAAGUAGCAUUAUCUAAAGUUUCUAUUUUAUGUGAUAAUGGUUCUAUUACAAAAGAUUUAACAGGUCUUGUAGUAAAUGUUAAACAUCAUAAAUUUAAUGAAGAUACUUCUUCUUCUUCUCAUACAAGUGGAAUGACAACUGUACGGGCUAUUGUACCAAUAACAAGUUUUACACUUUCUUUAAGUAAUAUAAGAUUACUUUAUGAUACUUUUAAUGAAUUACGACAAGGAUCCGAUCAUAUAGGUUCUACUAUAGAGAUGAGUACAGGAUUAGAUACAACUCCUGAUAAAGAUGGACGUAAUUCUUUCCGAUCAAAUCACUAUAUACAUAAUAUACAUACAAGAGAAAUUUCUUAUCAUGAACCUUCACUUGUUUGGUCACGAGAAGAUGAAGUGGCACCUUUAAUUGAAUUUGGUGUUUCUGCACCAUGGAUAGAAGUUACUUUAACAAAUGAUUUUUAUAAACCUGAAGUUUCAGUUGUAUUGAGUAAUAAUGCUAUUUUAGCAAAAGGACAUCGUAGUUUUAAUCAUUUAACAUGUACAGCUUCUACUACUGUACGGGUAACGGAUUAUCCACAAUCAGAAGAAUCCCCACGAGAUAUUCUCCUCAUUGCUCCAGAAUUAGCAUUAGAGUAUGCACGAUAUAAAGGUAAUGGAUUUUCUCUACAAGGUGCAUUAAAUUGUCCUGAAGCUUCUGUUACUAUUCCAUUAAUUACAUCACUACGUCUACUUCGUUUUCGAACAGCAUUACAAGAGAGUAAAAAUGGUUCCACUAGUAAUAAUAAUAAUAAUAAUAAUAAUAAUAAUAAUAAUAAUAAUAAUAAUAAUAGUGGGGCCUAUGCCUUUAGGAAUAGUACAGGAGUUCUUCUUUUCCUUUCUGCUGUGAGUAAUAAUAAAAAUAAUAAUAAUAAUAAUAAUAAUAGUGGAAAACGUGAGGGUCAGGAGGAAUCGAAUUCCUUGUGUAUGUUACCUACUGGAGAAUUAGUAAAAACAAAUUUAUUAAAAUAUAAUCAAACUCGAUUUUGUAUUAUCCCUGAUGGAAAGGAAAGUAUAGCGAGACAUCGUAAAGGUCUUGGUUCAGUAGGAACAGAAAUUGAUUUAUCUGUUUUACAGCAUGGAUCUACUUAUCGAUUUCCACUUUUAGGUGCUUCUAUUGGUGUAUUGGAUGUCGUUAUGCGGUUAGAUGAGAUGGAGCGGGUAGUGAAUAUUACAACAUCUGUACAAGUAAAGAAUGAGUUAUCACAAUACCCAAUCUCUUUCUCAGUUAAUAAUACUACUAAUACUAGUAAUACUAAUACUAGUAAUAUUAAUAUUAGUAAUAGUAGUAAUAAUCCUUUUAUGGAUUCCUUUGUCGUUCAACCGAAAGAAACUCGUUAUGCAACUCUUCCAUGUCUUCAACAACCCUUUUCUAUUAUGAUUGAGGAUUGGUGUACAAGAAUGAAAAAUACACUCAUGACAUUAGAAGCCUUUAUAAGUGCAUUUAUACUUCUUCCUAGUGCUCAUGGGGGGAUGUUAUUAACAAAUGAUAUGAAUGAAGAUUCUUUUCCAUAUGAGGCUUUUAUGGAUGGAGAUGAUACCAUUGUUUUACCAUUGACUCUUUACAAACAACAUGAUUUU
Messenger RNA from Trypanosoma theileri, 10629 nucleotides. RefSeq lists its product as uncharacterized. The transcript has a single exon. The annotation marks the transcript as partial. Lineage: Eukaryota; Euglenozoa; Kinetoplastea; Trypanosomatida; Trypanosomatidae. The record is from RefSeq and is a predicted model, not a curated record.